Erinaceus europaeus (western European hedgehog) is the source of this 1290-nucleotide messenger RNA. It is a transcript of the gene WDR74, whose product is annotated as WD repeat domain 74. Gene Ontology annotation, cellular component: nucleolus; preribosome, large subunit precursor. Gene Ontology annotation, molecular function: protein binding. The transcript is spliced from 11 exons. The record is from RefSeq and is a predicted model, not a curated record. Gene Ontology annotation, biological process: ribosomal large subunit biogenesis. Bases 84 to 1235 code for a protein of 383 amino acids. NCBI's taxonomy places the organism in Eukaryota, Metazoa, Chordata, Mammalia, Eulipotyphla, Erinaceidae.
CCCGCUCCCGGAAGAGACUCGGCGCGCUCUGGUGACGUAACCGCAACGCCGGAAGUGCGCGCAGUGGGCUCCUGGACGCCAGCAUGGCGGCUGCUGGGGCUCGCUGGAACCAUGUGUGGGUCGGCACUGAGACCGGGAUCCUGAAAGGGGUGAACCUGCAGCGCAAACAGGCGGCCAACUUCACGGCGGCGGGACAGCCGCGGCGGGAGGAGGCGGUGAGCGCCCUGUGCUGGGGCCCCGACGGCGAGAAGCAGAUGCUGGUGGGCUGCGCCGACAGGACGGUGAGGCGCUUCAGCACCGAAGACGGCACAUUCCAGGGCCAGAGACACUGCCCGGGAGGGGAGGGCACUUUCCGCGGACUCGCCCAGGUAGACGGCACCCUCAUUACCUGUGUGGAUUCUGGGAUUCUCCGAGUCUGGAAUGACAAUCAAAAAGAGUCAUCUGAAGACCCAGUCCUAGAACUGAGGGUGGGCCCUGGGGUAUGUCGGAUGCGGCAAGACCCAGAGCACCCCCACAUGGUUGCUACUGGUGGGAAGGAGAAUGCUUUGAAGGUGUGGGAUCUACAGGGAUCUGAAGAGCCUGUGUUCAGGGCCAAGAAUGUACGGAAUGACUGGCUUGACCUGCGGGUCCCCAUCUGGGACCAGGACAUUCAGUUCCUCCCAAAGUCACAGAAGCUUGUCACCUGCACAGGAUACCACCAGGUUCGCGUCUAUGAUCCAGCUUCCCCCCAGCGCCGACCAGUUCUAGAGGCCACCUAUGGAGAGUACCCACUGACGGCCAUGACCCUCACUCCUGAGGGCAAUUCUGUGAUCGUGGGGAACACUCAUGGACAGCUGGCAGAGAUCGACCUUCGGCAAGGACGCCUCGUAGGCUGUCUAAAGGGCCUGGCAGGCAGUGUCCGAGGACUGCAAUGUCAUCCUUCAAAGCCCCUCCUAGCCUCCUGUGGCUUGGACAGAGUCUUGAGGAUACACAGGAUCCGGAAUCCCCGGGGUCUGGAGCACAAGGUUUAUCUCAAAUCUCAACUGAACUGCCUCCUCCUGUCAGGGAGGGAGAACUGGGAGGAUGAGCCCCAAGAACAAGAGCCCAGCGAGGUGCCCCAGGAAGACACAGAGACUGAUGAACUCUGGGCCUCCUUGGAGGCAGCUGCCAAGCGAAAGCACCCUGAGAUGGAGCAGACCCAAAGGGCUCUCCAACCAAGAAGCAAGAAAAAACGUCCUGGGUCCACCAGCUCCUGAAGAAGAGCCCUUGCUCACUUUGUAAAUAAAUAAAAUAGCUCCACACCCACCCCAA